AUGGAAACUCUUCGACCAUCACCAUUUGGUCGAAUUGCAAGUAUAUACUACCUACGUCAUGAGUCUGUAAGAUUCCUAGUUGAAGAGCUUGGUCCUGAAGAUUCUAUAGAGGACUUGUUGAAGACUUUAUCGCAUGUCCCAGAAUACGAUGAGAUACCGGUUCGACAUAAUGAGGAUGUUACAAAUACGCAAUUGCAACGAAAGCUACGAAUUCGAUUUGCAACUAGUGUUAUGGACUCUUCGCAUACCAAGGCUCAUCUUUUGUUCCAGGCUCACUUUUCUCGUAUUGACAUCCCUACUGAUUAUCGCACCGAUCUUAAAAGCGUACUCGAUCAGUGCGUACGAAUUCUGCAGGCAAUGCGCGAUAUUUGCCAAUUAAACGGGUGGCUUUCUACGAUAUUGCGAAUAACGAUAUUGCAACAAAUGUGCCAUAGUGGACGAUGGCAUGACGAUCACCCUUUGCUUUGUCUGCCUCAACUUAAAAGUUACGAUGCAGAGAGAAUUGGAGAUCGAGUUACCAUUCCGCUGAUGCAAGAACAGUUUGGCGUAGAAAAAGCUUCUGGAAGUGAUAUGGUGGAGAAACAAGCAAAGAACAUUUUGCUUGAGAGCACAACACUGGAAGAAUUGGAGAUAAGAGAGGUGGUCAAAGUUGUCCUGAUUAGUUUCUUAAUUUUCAAAAAUCUUGUUGCCUUGACAGAGCUGUAUUUUUGAAG
Molecule: messenger RNA, 713 nt
Organism: Strongylus vulgaris
Lineage: Eukaryota; Metazoa; Nematoda; Chromadorea; Rhabditida; Strongylidae
Source: the annotation of a GenBank genome assembly